AAUGGUAACAGAUUUGGCUUUGUGCGUUUUCUGGAUGUCAAAGACAAAAAGGAGCUGGAAAGGAAGCUUGAUUAGAUCUGGGUUGGUGACCGUAAAUUGUGGGUGAACAUCCCACGUUUUGAUGCUAUGCAAAAAAAGGAGAUGGAGCGCAGAAAUCCCCAAGGAGAGGACUUGAGAAUUCCUCAAAAUCCUUGGCCAAUCAUUCAAGGAAGAAGCUUUGCUGAUGUGGUGAAAGGUUCGCGAGGCUCAGAUAGUAGAAUGGUUUGGCAAAAGAAAGGACUAGGGGAGAACUGGCAAGGCAUGGAGUAUAAGGUAACAUCUAAAGAUUGUGCAUGGCUUGAGGGAACUUAUGUGGGAAUAGUCCAUUCUGUUGAGAUGGUCAGGAACCUACAAGAGAAAUUCUACAUGGAGGGAUACUUUCAUUGUCGAAUCCGAGCCACGGGGGGUAAGCUGGUGCUGCUGGAUUGUGAAGACAAAGAGGAGUUGAAGGACCUAGUGGAGAUGGCUUCGGAAUGGCUAGGACAAUGGUUCGAAGAGGUACAACCGUGGUCUCCAAAUAAGAUAGCUCAAGAGAGGCGCCAUAUCAAGAUCAAUGGCUCGAUUUACAAUUUAAGGUUCUCAGAGGAGGAAUUCACCAAUAGCUUUUUCUCAUUAAAACAGGAUUUUAUCCCAUCCCUUCAGAGUGAUUCAGAAGAAAAUGAAUCAUGGUCGAUAGAAAGUUUCGAGGGUGAUCAUGAUUUCCAGGAUGUAGGCGGAAUAAGGCAAUCCGUGGAUGAGCCCGGAGGUGCAGAUGGUGAAGAAGAUGCAGUGGAGAGACACACAAGGGAAACCAACGGUAAAAUCCAACUCCAAGACCCACAAGACGGUGACAGGACAAUGGAUGCAGUGCCUGACAGCAUAGAAAAUUUUGAAAAUUUUGAAUUUUCAAAGGAUGGUGAGAACAGAGCAUGGGUAACGGGAAUGGCUCAAAAAGGGGGGAAUGUUGUUUCUAAUGUAGGAUCCAAAAAUGAGGAAAGCUGUCUUUUGGGCUUGGUGGAACAUAAUAACAGGAAAUCAUAUGGAGAGGUUUUUAAAAAAAGAGUUGGGUCAGAUCGUGGCCCAAAUUGUGAGGAUUCCGUUUCUAUACCCCUGGGCCAAGAUACAAUGGAGGGAGUAAGCCCACUUUUUAUUGGAAGGAAGAUUUUUAGUGGGAAUGAGAUAGAGUGCUCUAGUCAAAGAGUCGGUGAAAGAAGGGCUAGUUUUGGGAGAAGCUCGGGGAGCGAUGAGGGGAGUGUCGAUGAUGGGGGGCAGAGGCGUGUAGUCGGAUCACAAAAGAAAAGGAAGAUGAAGCUGAGAACUUGCAGAUCUAUAUACUUGCAGGAUGUCUCGGUGCAGAGGAAGCAGAGAAGGAAAAAGGGGCAAGGUCGCCGGAGCAAGCAGCCAUCGGGGAGGCAGAUUUUGCCAGAAUUUAUAGCUAGUCCAAUUGGUGCAGUAGCAGGCGAAUCUCACUUAGGAGCGACGGCAGAGUGUGAUGAGGAGGUGAUCUGCAGAAUUGAUGAAAUGGAGAAAAGAGAUAGCCUAGCCAAAGCUGACACGGAGAAGAAGGCAACAGGGGGUGUGAAGAAGGGUGUACCGGUUUAUAUUCUAAACAUUUAUUCUCCAUGUGAAUUGUCUGGAAAGAGAGCUCUGUGGGAGGAGUUGCAGAAUCUGAUCUCAAAUAGGAAAGGCAACUGGUGUUUAGGGGGGGACUUUAACACUGUCCGGAGCUCAAGGGAACGGGCAGGGUGCAAUGGGAUGUCCAGAGAAAUGAAAGAUUUUGAUAGUUUCAUCACCGAAUCUGGGUUGGUGGAUUUGCCUAUGGCAGGGAGGAAGUACACCUGGUAUAAUGCUAAUGGUAUGAGCAGGAUUGACAGAUUCCUGGUUUCAGAGGAUUGGCUUUUGAGAUGGUGCGAUGUAAAACAGUGGGGGUUAGAAAGAACAGUUUCAGACCACUGUCUUGUUUUAUUGAAGUACGAGCGGGUGGACUGGGGACCAAACCCUUUCAAGUUUUUUUAUGCUUGGUUGCAAGAUCCUGGAAACUCAGGGACAGAGGUGGAUAGGAAAAUAAUGGAAGCUGAGAGAGUGAUAGCCCAACUGGACGAAAGAGGAGAGAAUGUUCAAUUGUCACCUUCCGAUAUUGAAAAGAGGAGAAGUAGCUUUCUUGAACUGUGGAAGAACCUCAAAUUAAAAGAGAACAUGUGGCAGCAAAAAUCAAGAUUGAUGUGGUUAAAAGAAGGUGAUGCAAACACCAAAUUUUUUCAUAGGUGUGUGAAGGGAAGAUGGAGAAAAAACGAAAUCAACAGCAUCCAAAUUAACGGUGAACAGCAUAAGGGCGUGGGUGAAAUUAAAGAAAAAAUGGUGGGUUAUUUGGAGCAGCUUUUUACAAAAGAUAGGUGGCAGAGACCCAAGUUAGAUGGUAUCAGCUUCCGACAGAUUGACGGGGCAGACAACGAAUCCCUCAUGGCAGCAUUCUCGGAAGAAGAAAUCAAAAAUGCUGUUUGGGAUUGUGAAUCGUCAAAAACUCCAGGCCCAGAUGGAUUUAAUUUAAAAUUUGUGAAGUGCAUGUGGGAAGAUAUAAAAACGGAGAUUGCAGGUUUUAUUAGAGAGUUCCAAGAACAAGGAAGGCUUGUAAGAGGAUCAAAUGCUUCUUUCAUAACUCUAAUUCCGAAGGUAGAAAACCCCCAUAAGAUUGAAGAAUACAGGCCCAUUUCACUUAUCGGAAUUAUGUACAAGAUAAUUGUGAAGCUAUUAGCAAAUCGCCUCCGAAAAGUGCUGGACAAAAUUAUUGGGGAGCAACAAAUGGCAUUUAUCGAAGGUAGACAGUUGGUUGAUGGUGUGGUUAUUGCUAAUGAAGUGAUUGAUGAGGCGAAGAGGAAAAAGAAGAGAAGCUUCCUUUUCAAGGUCGACUUUGAAAAAGCAUACGAUAAGGUGUGCUGGGACUUCCUAGACUAUAUGCUGAUGAGGAUGGGCUUCUGCAAUACUUGGAGAAUGUGGAUACAUGAGUGUCUACAAUCCAGCACGAUCUCAGUUCUGGUCAACGGAAGCCCUUCUAAACAAUUCUCAGUUAGCAAGGGACUUCGCCAAGGAGACCCUUUAUCUCCCUUCCUAUUCCUGAUAGUAGCGGAAGGACUGAAUGGUUUAAUGUCUUCCGCAGUUGAAAAAGAGUUAUAUAAGGGCGUGACAGUUGGCAAGGAUGCAGUUAUGAUCACCCACCUUCAAUUCACAGAUGAUACCAUCUUUUUUGGGGAAGCAACAGAAAACAACAUCAUGGUGAUUAAAAGUAUAAUGAGGACUUUUGAGCUGAUCUCCGGAUUGAAAAUUAAUCUACAAAAGAGCCAACUUAUGGGCAUCAAUGUCGAAGACGGUUGGGGAAGCAAAAUGGCCUAUAGAUUAUGCUGCAAAAAAGGGGAAUUUCCAUUUAAAUACCUGGGAAUUCCCAUUGGGGGAAGCCAUAGAAGGCUCACAAUGUGGCUAGCAGUAAAGGAGGAUGGUUUAUGGAGGAGAGUGAUUGCAAGCAAAUAUGGUGAGGGAGGGGGGCACUGGAUGGAUUGGGUUAGGAAUGGAGCAGGGGCUUGUUCUUCUUGGUGGAGAGAUGUCAGAAGGAUUGAUAAUGUAGAAGGGGAAAUUACAAGGAAAGGAGAAAGAGUGCUGCCAAAUGGGAACUAUGUGCAAUGGAACGUGGAAAUGGAAUCUUACUUGGAGAAGGAAGCUGUUCGAAAGGGAAGAAGAGGCAGCAAAGGAAGCUGUACGGUGAUUGAGGGUGUGAAGAUUGCUCUUGGCCAACCUGAUGAAUGGGAGUGGAUUCACAGCAAGGAUUCCCGUUACUCAACCAAAACAGCGUACUCACUCUUGACAAAGGUACCGAGGUGUCCAACUCAAGAAAAGGUCUUCAAGAGAGUAUGGAACCCCAACCUGCCAACCAAGAUCUCUGCUUUCAACUGGAAACUGCUGCUCAAUAGACUGCCAACCAAAUCUAAUUUGUUGAAAAGAGGAUUUGGCGUAAUCAUGGGCGAUGGCAAUUGCAACCUGUGUCAAGAAGAGGAAGAAGACGCAACCCAUCUGUUUCUGAAAUGCAAAAAUGUAAGAUGGAUAUGGAAGGAGUGUGAUAGGUGGUGGGGGAUCAAUAUAGAGACACAAGAGGACUGUUGGAAGACAUUUGAACAUCCUGGGGCGUGGACCAGAAACACGAGGAUCAGAAAAGGAUGGGAUUGUACCUGGAGUGCAAUAGUAUGGUCUAUAUGGCUGAUGCAGAAUCAAAGGAUCUUCCAGAACCAAGAGAUGGACCCGGGUGGAUUAAUUCUCGUCAUGGGUAUUGUGUCGACACUUUGAGAGGGUGUCGACACCUUGCUAUCAAGUAUAAGUAGGCUUCUCAAACAGUUUUGUUAAGGGUUUGGGGUACUCCUUAUACUCCGUUUUAUUAAUAUAUAUAUCCUUUGCUG
This is a messenger RNA of Rubroshorea leprosula, 4457 nucleotides long. The record is from the annotation of a GenBank genome assembly. NCBI's taxonomy places the organism in Eukaryota, Viridiplantae, Streptophyta, Magnoliopsida, Malvales, Dipterocarpaceae.